Messenger RNA from Guyanagaster necrorhizus, 355 nucleotides. RefSeq lists its product as uncharacterized. The record is from RefSeq and is a predicted model, not a curated record. The transcript is spliced from 2 exons. Bases 52 to 267 code for a protein of 71 amino acids. NCBI's taxonomy places the organism in Eukaryota, Fungi, Basidiomycota, Agaricomycetes, Agaricales, Physalacriaceae.
UAGGUCUUCAAAAUUCCAGCCUGUUGUCUAGUAAUCCAACGCGAUCCUCGGAUGUGGCGAAUGUACAGGGCACAUAUGGGGCUGGAACAUGUCUUGUAUGAACGACACUCUCAUGAAUCGUCGUCUGCAUUCUCCAUUGAAUCGGUCGGUCAUUUACGACGAGCCACAAGGACUCGAGGCCACUCUUCCUCCGUAGCGAAUCUUGAAAAGCGAAAGAUCAGUACAGUCAUACAAAGUUCGAAUGCCGCCGAUAGCAAGCGGUGGUAGACUCAGAAGCGACACGAAAUGGUCGCAAUUGAAGACUCCGGUUGAACAAAGUUCCUAUCUCCCCAUUUGUCCAGCUUCCAAUUUCUCA